AAAACACACAAGAAACUCCAUAUUUCUGAUUCUGAUCCGGGAUCCAUCAUUGAGUACAGGCUCCUGGUUUUGCGUCUCGCCAGUUUCAAGUUCCUCGGGAAGAGAUCCAGUCCGGACUUUACCACAGACCUCAGUCACCGUUACCGCAGCAUCCGUCUAAACCUCCUUCAAAUCCAGCCGUACACAGCACUUUACAUCACUUUCUUCACCUAACACACAAAACCUUGACAUUCUCCUUCAGUAUAUCAGUGAUUAUCUGCGAGGACCGAGCGGGAUACAACCCUUUAACCGCGACUAGCAGCUUCGCUAAUUCUCAGCAGCGGGUUUCUGCGUCAAGAAAUGAUGUGGACACCGAACCGCUGGUGAAAGUGCACAGUAGUUUGGCUGCACAAGGAUUCACUGGUCAUGCUGUGCUUUGGAGGGACAAGAAGAGACGCUAAAUAAGAAAGGACGAGAGAGUCGAGAGAAGAGACAUUAGUCAGCAGCCGCUACCAUGUCUCGUCAUCAAAGCCGAGCCACCAGCCUGGAGGAGAAGGGAGCCACGCCCAUCCACAAGAGCUCCACCCCCUCACACAAGAGCUCCACCCCCACUCACAAAAGCGCAUCCUCUUCCUCCUCAUCUCAGAGAGACAGUCGACAAGAGACAGAUAGUUGGGAAAUCAUCGAGGGGCUAAGGAUUGGUCACACUCAUAUCCUGAGGCCAGACAAACAUGAAGGUUUUAUGCUGAAGAGGAGGAAAUGGCCUCUGAAGGGCUGGCACAAGCGAUUUUUCGUUUUGGAUAACGGGAUCCUGAAGUACUCCAAAUCUCCUGUAGAUAUUCAGAGAGGAAAGCUUCACGGCAGUAUAGAUGUGGGUCUGUCUGUGAUGUCCAUCAAGAAAAGAGCUCGUCGCAUAGAUCUGGACACAGAAGAGCACAUUUACCAUCUGAAGGUGAAGUCUCCAGAUGUUUUUGACAUCUGGGUGUGCAAGCUGCGUCACCAUCGUUUGUUCCGUCAGAACGAGAUUGUUCGCUCUCCUCGUGAUGCCACGUUACGCACCUUCCCUCCGUCGGCCAGCGCAGAGUCACCCCAGAACACCUCUUCCAGCGCACACCAAAACAAGCAGGGUAAACCCAGUGGUCCACCCUGGCAGCUGCCACCAUCCUGUAGUAAUGGACAGAGUAAAGUGGCAGCCUGGUUACAGGAGUCUGAGGAGAUGGACAAGUGUACAGAAGAACUUGCCUACUGCCAGUCUAGUCUUUUAGAAUUGAGUCAACUGCUGCAAAGUCUGGAGAUCUUACAAAGGACGCAGUCAGCUCCCAACUUCACCGACAUGCAGAGUAACUGUGUAAAUUUGACAAAGAAAGAAAAGCGAGUCAGCAGAAGAUGGAGGACUAAAAGUGUCAGCAAAGAUGCAAAAUUGCAACAGCAGGUCCAGCCACUUCCCCAGUCCCACAGUGCUAAAGUUCCCCUGAGUGCAAGUAUGUCUCAAGUGCGUCUCCACUCCUCUAAUCCUAACCUAUGUGCGGAGCUGGCUGAUUUUCAAACCCCAGUCACACGCCUGACUGACAGUAUCGACAGCGCCAGUGACUACAUCAAACUGCAGGAAGAUUUCUGCCUAGUUGCGCAAAAAGUGCACUCUCUUCUGAAGUCUGCCUUCAACACUGUGGCCAUAGAGAAGGAGAAGAUUAAACAGGUGUUGAUGGAACAGGAGCAGACCGGCCAAUCAAAUCAGAUUAUAACUCUCCACCGCUCCCUUUCACAAGCCUUGUCCCAGAAUGCUGAGCUCAAGACCCGUCUGAGCCGAAUCCACUCUGAGUCGGUUCUGUCUGAACAGGUCGUCAGUGUGAACUUCAUCAGCAGUCCUGACGAGGCAGGUGAGCCGCUCCACGUGGGCAUCCCUCUCUCUCAGCAGGUGUCCAAUGAGAGCAGACUCUCCAUGUCAGAGUCCGUGUCUGAGUUCUUCGAUGCUCAAGAGGUGCUUCUGUCCGCCAGCUCAUCAGAGAAUGAGGCUUCUGAUGACGAGUCUUACAUCAGCGAUGUGAGUGAUAACAUUUCAGAGGACAACGCCAGCGUCACAGAUAACGUUUCCAGACAGAUGCCUAACGGUGAUCUGGCCAGUGGUGCGUUUCGUAACGGUAGACGUACGUGUCUCCCUGCUCCCGCCCCUGACACUUCCAACAUUAACCUGUGGAACAUCCUGAAGAACAACAUCGGGAAAGACCUGUCGAAAGUGUCCAUGCCAGUGGAGCUGAACGAGCCGCUGAACACACUGCAGCACAUGUGUGAGGAGCUGGAGUACACAGAGCUGCUGGAUAAAGCAGCUCAAACCGACGACCCCUACGAACGCAUGGCAAUCGUUGCAGCGUUUGCAGUUUCAGGAUAUUCCUCCACCUAUUACAGAGCGGGCAGUAAACCCUUUAACCCCCUUCUGGGGGAAACGUAUGAAUGUAUUCGUGAAGACAAAGGAUUCUGCUUUUUUUCUGAACAGGUGAGCCAUCAUCCGCCCAUCUCCGCUUGUCACUGUGAGUCCCAGAACUUCACCUUCUGGCAGGACGUCAGAUGGAAGAAUAAGUUUUGGGGAAAGUCUAUGGAGAUUCUUCCCAUCGGAACAGUGAAUGUCACGCUGCCCAGUUAUGGCGAUCACUAUGAGUGGAACAAGGUGACGACGUGCAUCCACAAUAUUCUGAGCGGGAGGCGAUGGAUCGAACAUUACGGCGAGGUCACGAUCAGAAACAGCCGAAACACCAGCUGCAUCUGCAAACUCACCUUUGUGAAGGGAAACUACUGGAGCUCAAAUGUGAAUGAGGUGCAAGGAUCAGUGAUGGACCAGGAGGGAAAAGUCAUUCACAGACUGUUUGGGAAAUGGCAUGAGGGUCUGUACUGUGGCAUCCCACCUUCAGCCAAAUGCAUCUGGAGACCAGGGUCUAUGCCUACAGAUUAUGAGCUGUACUACGGCUUCAGCAGGUUUGCCAUAGAGCUCAAUGAGCUCUGCCCUGAGCUGAAGGAGCUGCUGCCACCAACAGAUGCUCGCUUCAGGCCGGACCAGAGGUGUCUGGAGGAAGGAAAUGUUCAGAUGGCAGCAGCUGAGAAACAAAGAAUCGAAGAGCAGCAGAGAAACAGGAGGAAGUGGCUGGAGGAGAACAACAUCAGACACCAGCCGCGAUUCUUUAAGAAGGUUAUGGACAGUCACCAGAGGGAGAGAUGGGUGUCUAACAAUACGUACUGGGAACUGCGCAAGGACCCCGGCUUCCUCAAACAAGAAAACCCUGAGCUGUGGUAGAUCCAGACGCCUUCACUGCUGACUGCAGACGCUUACUAUGCAGAACAGGACCUCCCUCUAGAUUUGGAUUUUAUCUCCAGAAACGGACUGAAAAUAAAAACAAGAAACAAACACUCUCUCCUCAUCACUUGGGCAGGUUUGGCCUCAUUAGUCUCCCUCUCUAUAGUAACAGAGAGACUGCGAUGUUGUCAGGGCAAAAGUGAGAGCUGUAGAGCUGUCCACAUGAAGUCCUUGCCUUAAGAAGUCACUUCUCAACAACCAAGUUUUGCGCUUUUAGUGAAAUUCCCUCAACUGAAUUUGCUCUGGGUUAAAUUCUGCAUGUGUAGAUGGCAGCUUUCAUCGGCAAAGUGCUACACGAACUCAUCAAAGCUACAUUUAGACAGUUUUAGUGGUAUUUUUGUAAACGUCCAAAAGAAGGGAAUUGCUUUGGCAGUUAAAGCUGUGCUGUGACUCGAUCUGUCCCUCCUCGUAUUCGACGGCAGCCAUCAGUGUGCUGAACAUGUGACUUUUUAUAAUCGUGCGCUCCACCUUUCAAACCCCUCCAAAGAAUCGAGCCUGAAAGAAAGAUCCUGGACCUAACCUGCAAGACCAGAAAAGACACCCCAGGACUCAGACUCCUGAACCCCAGUAUCUGCAACUGUACAUUAGUGCUCUUAAUUUAAAGCAGAAGUCUGACAUUUAUGCUCCUCUAAUUGCACCAAAUCAAAUUCAAGAAAUUAUUUUUUUCCAGACAGGCUCUACAAGCACUUGCCAGCUUCAGAAAAACUAGUCAGUGCUCUGCAAAACAGAUUAUUAAUGGUAGUUUUGCCCUGAAGUCAUGCCAUUGGUUGAGCCAGAAGUCAGACGCACACUGCAUUUAAAGGGACAGUUCACCCAAAAAUAAAAACCGGUUGUUUUCUUCCCCUUAUGUCAUUCCAAACCCUUUUUGUUUAAUUUAUAAUAAACCUGAGCAGUUUCUGUCCUCCCGUUGACAGUUUCAGGUAACCAAGAUUUGUAAAAGUCGCAAGUCGUUGUAAAACAAGCUCCCAUGUUUACCAUAUUUGAUGUGCUCUGUGUACGUGUCGAUCACUGUUUAGAUGUAAAUAAAAGUACGAAAAUGGUCAGUUCAUGAUAUUAAAUGGCCAAAUCUCUUUUAAGUUUUGGAUACCUUGAGUUUCAACGUAAGCAAGAAAACCUCUCAGAUUUCAUAUAUUCAUUUGUGUUUUAAAAAAUUAACUAAAGUUAAUUUAGAACGAGUAUAUGAUGAUAGAACUGUCUUUUUUGGGUGAACUAUCCCUUCAAAACACACCAGUGACCAGCAGACAAGUACACUGUAAACGUGUACACUAUAUUUUCCCUCGUCUCAUUGAUCUGAGCAUGAACUUCACACUAAGAGCAGCAGCGGCUUCUGCUGGCCUCUCAGUGCUACUGCAUACUACAUACUUCAGUGCCCAACAUCUCUGCUUACAUCAUACUGUACAGGAGAUGAUGUCAGCAAAGACCGGAGCAGUGUGUAGAAUGGAAAGCUAUCCUACUGCAUACUACACAGUAUGCUGUAACAUUUCACGUAGCAUACUACAUUUUCACAUGACCUCACCAUGGGUUUAAUUCAGCAAAGUACAGAUUUAAUCUCUGAUUUAAUUUGUAAAAAAAAAAA
This is a messenger RNA of Carassius carassius (crucian carp), 4898 nucleotides long. It is a transcript of the gene osbpl6, whose product is annotated as oxysterol binding protein-like 6. Gene Ontology annotation, cellular component: perinuclear endoplasmic reticulum; plasma membrane; intracellular membrane-bounded organelle. Bases 494 to 3262 code for a protein of 922 amino acids. The transcript is spliced from 24 exons. Gene Ontology annotation, molecular function: cholesterol binding. The record is from RefSeq and is a predicted model, not a curated record. NCBI's taxonomy places the organism in Eukaryota, Metazoa, Chordata, Actinopteri, Cypriniformes, Cyprinidae.